AUGAAGGAAGAAGAAGCCCUGCAGAAGCAAAAAGAUAAAGAGUUCAGCAAGAGGGCUAAGUCUGCUGGUAAUUUCAGUCAUGGAGGACCUCAAAGUGAUGGCAACCGUCAUUUUUUUAAGAAUAGGUCAUCAAGACCUGCUCCCUCAACAGCUAGUGCUCCAUUUCUGAGGUCCAAGUUUAACCAGAAAGACUGGAACUUCGGAACGACAGGAUCACAUUCACAGGCCAGCGUGACCAACCGUGGUUUUCAACACCCUACUUGCAACACUUGUGGUAAGAGACAUUCAGGAGUAUGCCGUUUGGGCAUGGAUGGUUGUUUUGGGUGUGGUCAGCCGGGUCAUUUUCUGCGGGAUUGUCCGUCUGCAAGACGGAAUACCGGAGGUAACAGUAAUGUAGCUCAGUCCACAAAUUCAGCAGCUCACCAAAAUUUCCAAGCCCAGCAGGGGCGCGGAGCAGCAAAGCCCGGUAAUACGGGCGGUGGUCAGAAUCGUGUGUAUGCACUGUUAGGUCGCCAGGAUACAGAGGCUCGUGGAGAUCAGUUGAACAAGGUCACCAUUAAAAAUAAGUAUCCUAUUCCCAGAAUAGACGACCUAUUUGAUCAACUUCAGGGUGCUCAGUGUUAUUCCAAGAUUGACCUCAGAUCAGGCUACCAUCAGUUAAAAGUUAAGGAAGUUGACAUUCCGAAGACCGCUUUCAGAACCCGUUAUGGUCAUUUUGAAUUUCUUGUCAUGUCAUUUGGGUUGACGAAUGCACCAACAGCUUUCAUGGAUCUUAUGAAUAGAGUCUUCAAGACUUAUCUUGAUUUAUUCGUCAUUGUGUUUAUUGAUGACAUACUGGUGUAUUCCCGUAGUGAGACAGAUCAUGCAGAGCAUCUCAGAAUAGUGUUGCAGACACUGAAGGAUCGUGAGCUUUAUGCAAAAUUCUCAAAGUGCGAGUUUUGGCUCAAGUUAGUGGCCUUCCUAGGCCAUGUAAUCUCAGGUGAAGGUGUUAAGGUGGACCUUCAGAAAAUUAACGCUGUCAAGAACUGGCCUAGACCCACCUCAGCAUCAGACAUCAGAAGUUUCUUGGGUCUGGCAGGUUAUUAUAGGAGUUUUGUUGAGGGAUUUUCCUCUAUCUCAUCUCCGCUGACUAAACUGACUCAGAAGAAAGUCAAAUUCCAAUGGUCAGAUGCUUGUGAGCGAAGCUUUGAAGAGUUGAAGAAGCGAUUGACUUCUGCUCCAGUUUUGACGCUGCCAGAGGGAACUGAAGGGUUCGUGGUUUAUUCGAAUGUUGUAGCUGAUGCUCUUAGUCGGCGUUCCAUGGGAAGUCUAGCCCACGUGGACGAAGAUAAGAGAGUUACGACAAAGGAAGGUAAUUGGGAUGACCAUUUACCUCUCAUCGAGUUUUCCUAUAAUAACAGUUAUCAUGCUAGCAUUGGAAUGUCACCGUUUGAAGCUCUGUAUGGGCGAAGGUGCAGAUCACCAAUUGGUUGGUUUGAAGUAGGUGAAGCAGAGUUGUUAGGACCAGAUUUGGUUUAUCAAGCUAUGGAGAAAGUCAAGUUAAUACAGGAGCGUUUGAAA
Lycium barbarum (goji berry) is the source of this 1560-nucleotide messenger RNA. RefSeq lists its product as uncharacterized. The transcript has 4 exons. The record is from RefSeq and is a predicted model, not a curated record. NCBI's taxonomy places the organism in Eukaryota, Viridiplantae, Streptophyta, Magnoliopsida, Solanales, Solanaceae. The annotation marks the transcript as partial. Gene Ontology annotation, molecular function: nucleic acid binding; zinc ion binding.